AUGUCGUUAGCUGAAAGCUCUCCCGAGUCUGAUUUAUGGAUAAACACGACUUAUCAAGCUGAAGACCUUGGAAUUCGAUAUGAAAAGUUACCUCAAUGUGAAGCAUGGAAUUUAUGGUGGAAAUUACAGGUAGGUGAAAUUACACCUACGGCAGAAAUCAUUGAUUUGUUAUCAAUACGAAAGAUAGAAGUAUCGUUGAACAGUAUAGUACAGCUAGUAAAAUUUGGUUUGCCAAAAUACCUGCUCUCUAAACAUAAGGUAGUGCAUGUCAAUUUCAAGAAAGUAUGCAGAAAUUACAGUCGAUAUUUGCUGAUUGAUUCCUUCUCUGCAGCAAAGAAGUAUGGAAUUAAUUUAUCUGAAAUAUGCAAUAAUUAUGAAACUGGAAAGAAAACAUCGUUGGAUUUGAUAGAUGACAGAAACGGUGAAUCAUACAUCCCAAUCAGCACCAAGAAAUCUUGGAAGCCUGACAUAUUAGAAAUAGCAGCAAAGAAGCCAAGUAUUUUAUUCACUACCAAAUACAAUCAGAAUUAUGUUUCGCAGCCGGUCGAUAGAUUGCCGCUAAUUCCAUCAGGAGAAAUUCGUAUCAUUAACCCAACAGCGGUUCAAAUCACUUAUCAAGUAGACACUAAUUUCGAGCAAAACUCUACGAAAAUUGUUGUGCGCAGUCAGAAAGUAGCUGAUUUUUACAAACUUGGCGAAAUGUCGUCAGUGUUUGAACUUCAUAAAGGACUAGAAAUUGAUCGGAAAAAGGUUUGCAUCGCGGAAAAACUUAGAACGGAGAAUAUCGACAAAGUGACGAAAUUUUUGCAAAACUCCAGUGAAAAGCAGGAAAGCAAUGAAAGGGCAGAAAAGAAUGCGAGUUCAGGUGAAAAAAAUAAUGAUUCAAUGACAUUCUUCAAACGAGGCAUUCAAUUAAGCAGUAUUUUAAGUGUGUUUGAUAGUGAAAUGAUGUCCAAUGUAAUACCUCUCUCAUCAUCUGUCCUAAUGCCAUUUCUCAACAGAAACCACUAUGAUUCCAGGUCACCACCAAUCAUUCUCGAAGGUGAAAUUACGGAAGUGUUUUUCGGAAUAUUGAUUCAGUCGAUGUCAAAUUUUGAUCAAAGUACAAUGGACUAUGAUAUGGAUAUAUGGUUACGUAUGGCAUGGCAUGACCGACGCUUGGCACAUCAGUUUGAUCGACCAAUUUUAGUCAAUGAUGAAAAUGUGCUUAAAAAAAUUUGGCGUCCAUCACCAUUUUUCCAAAAUGCUAAAGAGGCGGAAUAUCAUCGAAUGACAACGUUGAAUUUUUGGCUGUACAUAUUUCCUAAUGGCGAAAUUUUCUUCGAAACGCACUUAUACUUGAAACCAUCAUGCAAACUUAUCCUAUGUAAAUAUCCUCACGAUAAUCAGGUGUGCUCGUUGAAGAUCACUGCUAUAGCAUCUGGUCAAAAUUCAAUACGAUAUAGUUGGUUCCCUCGUUUGAGCGAUGCAAUUCGAAUGAAUAAACUGAUGGAAUCUGAAGAACUUUACGUCGAAAAAUAUUACAAACGGUAUUGUGAUGGAGUGCGCAAAACGGGUAAUUUCUCAUGUUUGGAAGCAAGUUGUCAACUGAAACGUAGUCUUGGCUAUCACAUGACACGAACUUAUAUUCCUACAGCAACUUGUGUUGUCUUUUCUUGGAUCAGUGUUUGGUUGCCAGAAGAAUUCGUCACUGGCCGAAUAUUUGGCUCAUUAACACUAUUUUUGACACUUAGUGCGGAAAGUAGUGCAGUUAAGGAAGUGUUACCGAAAGUUUCUUACAUGAAGGCCAUUGAUCUCUGGUUUGGCUUUACGGCAAGUUUUGUUUUUAUAACAAUGCUCGAAGCCUUGAUUGUUAUUUCACUCGAAUAUAAAUCACGAGAAUUGCGGAAGAAAGCAGAGUCAGGUUUAAAUGAUAUGUCACGAUAUCAGAUGAUGCUACUUAUGCUGGAAUCAGGCCGUUAUCAUUCAACUGCUCGUCAUAUCGAUAGAUAUUGUCGAACGCUGUAUCCGGUCGUUUUUCUUCUUUUCCUCAUAAUCUACUAUUUCGUGAUCACAGAGGGAGAUGAAACAAAGUGUCUUCAGAGGUCAAGCGAUGAAUUAUAA
This is a messenger RNA of Brugia malayi, 2103 nucleotides long. RefSeq lists its product as uncharacterized. Gene Ontology annotation, molecular function: neurotransmitter receptor activity; chloride channel activity; transmembrane signaling receptor activity. NCBI's taxonomy places the organism in Eukaryota, Metazoa, Nematoda, Chromadorea, Rhabditida, Onchocercidae. The record is from RefSeq and is a predicted model, not a curated record. Bases 1 to 2103 code for a protein of 700 amino acids. Gene Ontology annotation, cellular component: neuron projection; synapse; membrane. The transcript is spliced from 16 exons. Gene Ontology annotation, biological process: regulation of membrane potential; chemical synaptic transmission; nervous system process.